This is a messenger RNA of Oncorhynchus mykiss (rainbow trout), 696 nucleotides long. The record is from RefSeq and is a predicted model, not a curated record. Lineage: Eukaryota; Metazoa; Chordata; Actinopteri; Salmoniformes; Salmonidae.
CCUUGACUAGCGACUAGCGGAGGGCUGUUGUUUCUCUGAUGGAGUGACUCCCCGGCACAGCUCUCUACAGCUCUGUCUGGUCCACAACAGUCUCUACAGCUCUGUCCAGUUCACAUCGCUCUCUACAGCUCUGUCCAGUUCACAUCGCUCUCUACAGCUCUGUCCGGUCUACACAGCUCUCUACAGCUCUGUCCAGUUCACACCGCUCUCUACAGCUCUGUCCGGUCUACACAGCUCUCUACAGCUCUGUCCAGUUCACACCGCUCUCUACAGCUCUAUCUAGUCCACACCACUCUCUACAGCUCUAUCCAGUCCACAACUCUCUCACCAACUCCAGGGGAAAGAAACUGGUAUAGUCUUUCCUCUCUUCGAAGAUGAACCUCUUCUGCUUCUCUCUGGAGGGUUCUAUGGGCAGUCUGUAUGAGGCUGUGCAGGACUCCAGUGAUGCCCAGGUCUACACCAUCCCCAGCCGUUCCUCCAGCCGCUCCUGUAGCCCCGCCGUGCUGCUGAAUGAAAACACCAAGUUGCGUGGCUCGGGACGAUCCAUCUCCAUGGAGAUCUCCCAGAUGCAGAACAACACCAACAAGAAGAAAAGAAGAACACAUAUAUCCAAAUCAGCAUCAGAUAACGGAACAUUAGGUAUGUAUAAUAAAGGUAUGUUUCUGAGGUGUACUUGAUGAAAAGAGAAGUGAUAGC